AUGUUGCAGCCGACAGUGAGAGCCACAGGCAGCGUCGCAUCCCGGGCAAAGCUGCAGCGUGUUCUGCAAAUUGCGGCACCGGCAUCUUGUCGAUCUGCACUCGAAGCAUCUUCGCACACGCGACCAUCACGGCCACAGACAGCAUUGGUGCGACGGCCUGGCCAGUCGGCACGGCCGGCACGGCCAGCACAGCUGUCACAAGUGCGGUGGCUGUCUGUCUCGCGCCCCGUGCGAAACAAGGACGACGAGGAUGUCGAAGGCGCGACACAGACUUCUUUGUCUGACGAGACGAAAGGGACCCCCUCGAUCCCCUCGACCCCCUCGGCCACGCCGCCCGACAACAUCCCUUGGUACCUCAAGGUCGAUGUCCCCAAACACGCCACCCUCGCCCCGCACGAUGUGCCCCUGCCCGACAUCCCGCCCCAUUCGCCGGCCCUGCUGACGCCUCUGCUCUCCUUUGCCGCCGACGACCUCGGCCUCGACGACCUGGCCCUGCUCGACCUGCGCGCCCUCGACCCGCCCGCCGCCCUCGGCCCAGACCUUCUCAUGCUGUUUGGCAGCGCCCGCAGCGAGCGCCACCUGCACGUCAGCGCCGACCGCCUGGUGCGCUGGCUGCGCAAGCACGGCGUCCACGCCACGGCGGACGGGCUGCUGGGCCGCAACGAGCUCAAGAUCAAGCUGCGGCGCAAGGCGCGGCGGGCCAAGCUGCUGGGCACCAGUGGCACCAGUGGCGCCAGUGGCAUGGCCCAGCUGGACGCGGCGUCCCGGGGCGAGGACGCCGCCGCGCAUGUGGUCGACGACGGCAUCAGCACGCAGUGGGUGUGUCUGCAUGCGGGCACGCUGGGCCGGUCGGCGGACGAGGGCAGUACGCUGGACGCCGCGGGCCGCACGAGCGGCUUUGGGGCGCUGCGGUCCCCCGGCACGACCGUCGUGGUGCAAAUGUUUACGGACGCCAAGCGGAAGCAGCUCGACCUCGAAGCGCUGUGGUCGCGGACGCUGGUGCGCAGCGUCAAGGCCCGGGUUGCCGCGGGCGAGGCGCUGCCGGAAUACACGCUUGCGGCGGCCGAGGCGGCCGAGGCGCGCAGUGGGAAGGAGACCGACACCAAAGACGGGGCAGAAACCGGUUUCGAGGAUGUCUCUGUACAGUCGACUGUGCAAUCGGCAGCCGCAUCGUCCUCGGGCGCGCCCUCGAGUUCCUUUGGCGGGCAGCACCGCUACUUCUCGACAUCGGCACGCCGGCGGGCCACCCUGGAGCGCGAGAACGCCGGCCAGUCCAGCCCCGACGUGGACAUCGUGUCCCGCCUGACGCAGCCCUGGAUCGGCGCGAGCGACGUCGCCAAGCUGGGGGCACGGCUGGCGCAGGACGCCGCCGGCAAGGCCCAGCUGCAGAAGCAGCUGAUCCGCUACCUCGACAGCCUCGGCCAGCCGGAUGCCGUCCACGCUCUGGGCGCCGUGCAGCCACACGGCCGCGGCCGGCCGACGUCCGACUUCAUCACCGCCAGCGCGGUCUGCAUGCGCGAUGUGCCGCCCGCCGAGACCUGGGCGCUGCGGGCGCACGUCCACGCCCGCGCGCUGAUUCUGCGCCACGGCGGAUACGACCUGGCGGGCCUGGUCGAGUUGAUCCGCGAGAUGCAGCAGGGCGGCCUGCCCGUCGACCGCGCGCUGUGCGCACAGCUGCUGCAGGCGCUGUUCACGCCGCAGGCGGACGAGACCCGCGAGCCGAGCGUGGCUGUGAGCGCGGGCGCGGUGCCGUCCGCGGAGGAGACAGCCCGCGAGGCGGCGCUGCUGGAUCUGCGAAAGGAGACGGCCCUGGGCCUGCUCAACACCAUGUACGAGCGCGGGCAAGAAACGAUUGCGCGGGACGUGAUUGUGGCCAUGAUUGCGGCCCUCGCGCGGCACAACGGCGUCGCCCGCGCCCGCGCCACAGCCCAUGCGGUCUUUGCGGAGAAGCUGAAGCAGGCCCGGUACCGCGUUGCUGCGGCGCCGGCACACCUCGACCGUGACGGCAACCGCCGCUUCCAGGCCGUCAACGACGUGCCGCGGGGACUCGACGUAGCCGACGCGACCGACGCACGGGACGCCGACAACCGGGCCGUGGGUGCCAGUGCCGCCGCGCAGGCCGCCGACGACCUCCAGACCACGCUCGAGGCCCUGCUGCACCAGGCCGAGCUGCCGUGCCUCGAGGACGCCCAGAUCAUCACGCUGCUCGGCGCGUACGCAGACGCCGAGGACUGGGCCCGGUUCUGGGCGCUCUGGCGCAUGCCGCCGCAGCACGGCCUGUCGCGGUCGCAGACGCUGUACAUCUACGUAUUCAGGCGCAUGGCCGAGACCGGCCACAAGGCCCUGUGCAUCGACACCGUGCGCAGGUGCUUCCACGAGAUGAUGCACGAGCAGGUGCCGGUGCAUCCCAAGGCGGCUGUGUACAAUGCACUGGCACAAUGCAUCAAGGUGGCGGACCCGGGCGCCGAGGCCAUUGCGCGGAACUUGCCGGAUGUUCGGUUGGAAAUGACGCGGGAUCAAAUCAAGCGGUCGAGAAGAGAGUUUGUCAAGCUUCUGCGGAUGGUCGAGAGAUAA
Molecule: messenger RNA, 2574 nt
Organism: Sporothrix brasiliensis 5110
Lineage: Eukaryota; Fungi; Ascomycota; Sordariomycetes; Ophiostomatales; Ophiostomataceae
Exons: 1
Coding region: 1-2574 (857 amino acids)
Biological process (GO): mitochondrial proton-transporting ATP synthase complex assembly; mitochondrial gene expression; mRNA stabilization
Cellular component (GO): mitochondrion
Source: RefSeq, a predicted model, not a curated record